Messenger RNA from Drosophila mojavensis, 1844 nucleotides. It is a transcript of the gene Brms1, whose product is annotated as breast cancer metastasis-suppressor 1-like protein-A. Gene Ontology annotation, cellular component: Sin3-type complex. Lineage: Eukaryota; Metazoa; Arthropoda; Insecta; Diptera; Drosophilidae. The transcript is spliced from 3 exons. Gene Ontology annotation, biological process: negative regulation of transcription by RNA polymerase II. Gene Ontology annotation, molecular function: histone deacetylase binding. The record is from RefSeq and is a predicted model, not a curated record. Bases 234 to 1016 code for a protein of 260 amino acids.
GUGUCGUCAGCCAACACUUUUUGCAGCUGCAGUACAAAACAAUGUUCGCUAGCUACAAAAAUUUCUAUAAAAUUCGUUGAAUGAAAUAAUUUCUUGAAGAAUAUACAAUUUAGUUGAGUUGCUUCAGUGAGUGCAGUGCUUGUUUAUUAUACACACACAUACCUACACACAAGAAACACAAAACAAACGUAUAGCGCGCUCGGAUAGCAGUUAUCUCUGCCCCUCCCCCCCAAAUGCCUGUAAAAAAUGGCGAAUCCGAUGCGGAGGGCGACGUCUCUGGCGCUGAGUCGGAGCGCUCGAACUCCAGCCAGGCGCACGACACCUCCGACGAGGAGGAGGAGGAGGCCAAUGAGUGCGAUUCCGAUGAUUCCUCCGAAAUGGAUGCUACCGAAAUCGAACUGCGACGCGCAGAACACAUCGAAGAUUUGGCCAGCUUAGACCGACAGUUUAGUCAGCUGCGCGAACAGUAUUACUGCGAACGCAUCAAUCACAUCGAGCGGCAGCUGGCGGAUGUGCGCUCCGGUCGAUCCGAGGAAUUUGUCCAGCCCCAGAAGGAACUGGACAAAGUCUAUCAAACACGCAUCGAAGUGGCCGACGUGCUGCGCAAGUUUCGCCUGCAGAAUAUCGAGCACAAAUAUCUGUCCGAGGAGCAGGCAGCCACCCAACACUACGAGAGCGAGAAACAAAUGGCCAUAGAUAGUCUGCGCGAGGAUCUAAUGGAGCGCAUACGCCGCCUCGAAGAGGAUCGCCACAAUGUGGACAUCUCCUGGGACGAUUGGGGCAACGAUAAGCGCCAGAGCAAGGUGCGCGGACCAGGACGCAAGAAGGCCGUCACGGUCACCGGACCGUAUGUGGUCUACAUGCUGCGCGAGGAGGACAUUAUGGAGGACUGGACGAUAAUACGUAAAGCACUGAAGCGCUCAUCCACAGCCGCUGGCAAUGUGACGGCGGCGUCGACGCCCAAUCUGGUCGGCAUGCCGCUGACGCCGACGGCGAUGGCCGGUGCGAAUGGAUAACGGUGGCGUUCGGCUGCCUACGGCCAGGCGCGCAGCAAGAAGCUCACCUGACGGCAGCGAAAGGUAGCAUCGGCUACUAACCGGAAUGUCCACUAGUUACAUCUGUUACACGAUGAUUAUGUUUGUAAUAAUCAUGCACGCACGUGUGAGCCUCUAUGCUUGACACUACUCUUUUUUUUAUUGUUUUUUUUUUAGUAUAUAACUUUAAGGAAAAGGAAAAACAGCAACAAAUGUCAACCCUCAAGCAAAUGCAAUCCUAUACUUUAGUCUAUUGUCCAAAUUCUAGUAUAAAUCUUGCAUUACACAUGAUAUAUAUAUAUGUACAUAUAUCAUAUUGUAUAUAUAGCUAUAUAUAGUUGCCUGCGCUCCUUCUCCUGUGCUGAUAUCACAUCUCCACAUUUACAUAUAUAUAUGUAUAUCUCAGAUCUGUACAUUAAAUAAAGUCAAUUUUUUUUCUCAUUACCAUAAAAGCAAAGCAAACAUUUUGCCUAAGCUAGAUAUUGAUAUAAUGUAGUUAAGAAAUCACGCACUUGAGCGGAUAAUGAGUGGAAAUCGAAACACUUCAUAGAAAAAUGUUGCAAGUUCGAAUCCGCCAAAUUUGUUGUAUUGUGUCUAGUUAAGGAAACACCGUGAGAUCCUGUGCAACAAUUUCCCCACAUACAUGUACAUAGAUCUAUAAGAAAUCCACUGGAGUGAAAUCAAAUUCACUGAAUGUUGUGGAAAUUUACAUGAAACUCUAAAUAUAAAACUAGUUUAUAAUAUAAUAUGUUUAUCGGAAGCAGAGAAUCCAUAAAGAACUCGCUUGAAGUUGUGAAAAAUGGGUGAAAA